AUGGCUCCACCAAUAUUCGAUGGAGAAAAUUAUCAAGCAUGGGCAGUGAGAAUGCAAGCCUAUCUAGAGGGUUGCGAUUUUUGGGAAGCUGUAGAACAAGAUUAUGAAGUUGCUCCCCUUCCUGAUAAUCCAACCAUCAAUCAGAUCAAGUUUCAUAAGGAGAGGAUAACAAGAAAAGCAAAGGCAAAGUCUUGUUUAUAUGCUGCUGUCUCACCUGCCAUUUUCAGCAGAAUUAUGGCUUGUGAAUCAGCUCAAGCUAUUUGGGACUUCCUCAAAGAUGAGUAUAAAGGAGAUGAGAGGAUUAGAAGCAUGAAUGGGCUGAAUCUAAUCACACAAUUUGAGAGAUUGCAUAUGAAGGAGUCUGAAACAAUUAAGGAGUAUUCUGAUAAGUUGGUAAAUAUUGCAAAUCAAGCAAGAGCUCUUGGCACUGACCUCUCUGAUAAUAGGCUAGUGCAAAAGGUUCUUGUCUCCUUGCCCGAAAGGUUUGAAGCAACCAUUGCAUCUUUGGAGAAUACCAAGGAUUUGUCUCAAAUCAAGUUGGCAGAAUUGCUAAGUGCUCUGCAAGCACAAGAGCAGAGAAGGUUAAUGAGGGUUGAAGGAAGUACAGAAGGAGCUUUGCAGGCUAAAGAACAGUAUAAUCAUUGUGGAAAGAAGAAUCACCCACACUUCAGAUGUUGGAAGAGGCCAGAUGAAAAGUGUAGAAAGUGUCAUAGGCUUGGACACAUUGAAAGGUUCUGCAAAGAAAAGGGAGAUCAGCAGCAAGGUGAGGCACAUGUUGCAGACCAGCAUGAGGCAGAUCAAUUAUUUGCUGCCUGUUGUUUCUCCUCUAGUGCUCCAUGUGAUAGUUGGCUUGUUGAUAGUGGUUGCACAAACCACAUGACAAGUGAUGAAAAGCUAUUUAGAGACCUUGACAAGUCAUUGCAGUCAAGAGUGAGAAUUGGAAAUGGAGAGUAUCUAGAAGUGAAAGGUAAAGGGACUGUAGCAAUAGAGAGCUAUGCUGGAACUAAGCUAGUUUAUGGUGUGAUGUACGUGCCUGAUAUUGAUCAGAAUUUGCUGAGUGUGGGGCAGUUGGUAAAAAGGGAUUUAAAGUGA
This is a messenger RNA of Gastrolobium bilobum, 1092 nucleotides long. RefSeq lists its product as uncharacterized. The transcript has 2 exons. The coding region runs from base 1 to 1092 and encodes 363 amino acids. The record is from RefSeq and is a predicted model, not a curated record. Lineage: Eukaryota; Viridiplantae; Streptophyta; Magnoliopsida; Fabales; Fabaceae.